Molecule: messenger RNA, 1052 nt
Organism: Gossypium arboreum
Lineage: Eukaryota; Viridiplantae; Streptophyta; Magnoliopsida; Malvales; Malvaceae
Exons: 1
Coding region: 179-949 (256 amino acids)
Source: RefSeq, a predicted model, not a curated record
CAUGUAGAAAUCAAGGUAGGCAUGAAUCUGGAAUCCCUUAAUCUAAGCCUUAUUGCCUUAUCUAAUUCAUAUCCAGGGUUGCCUUAAUAAGCGCAAAUCCCACUUAACCUUAUAUUGGGUUCGUAAUCCUUAAUUUCUAUGUUAAACCCUCCUUGCUAAUUCCUUCAAACCUUCUCCAAUGUUCCCUCACUGGCUACUAAGAUCACCACCAAACACUGCAUCCUCCACUCCCAAGUCACCCUCCCAUUUCUCUUCCUCUUCUUUGAAAGACAUUAACGCCAUCCUCCAAGAGGACCAACCCUUCCAGCCCUAUUCUAAAUCCCCCAAAAAGCCCUCCAUUUUCCACCGUGUAACACUCUCAACCUCCGUCCUCCGCGCAUGGGCUGCGGCCGCAGCGGCAGCGGCUCAAACCCACCACCAUGCUCCCUUAUCACCCCAACCCUCCGUUACUCUCCCUUACGCUGAUCAGCGGGUUGUACUUUACUUCACCAGCCUCCGUGUCGUCCGUAGGACUUUCGAGGACUGUAAGGCCGUCAGGUCAAUUCUACGUGGAUUCGGCUUACCGAUCGACGAACGAGAUUUGUCUAUGGAUUCGGAUUUCGUAGAGGAGUUGCAGGGGAUCAUCGGGCGGAAUGAAAUCAAAAGCUUUACGCUACCCUUGGUUUUCAUCGGCGGGAAGUACGUAGGUGGUGCGGAGGAAAUCAAACGGUUACAUGAGUGUGGAGAACUGAAGAACCUGAUUGGUGGGUCACCGGUUGCUGUAGGGUCCAGUGUCUGUGAUUUAUGCCAAGGGAUGAGAUUCGUUGUUUGUCGACAAUGCAAUGGUAGCCAUAAGAUUUAUUUUGAAAAAUCUGGGUUCCGAAGUUGUAACGAUUGCAAUGCUAACGGUCUCGUCAGGUGCCCGUCUUGCAGCCCCGGUCACCGUCGAGUCUCCUACUCUUUUUCUUAGCUUAAUUUUUAUUAAUAUAAAAUCAAAUUAGUAAAAAAAAAACAGGCAUUUGUAUUUUCUUGAAGUCCCUAGCUUCUUUUUACCAUUUUAAUUACAAUUUUGU